Messenger RNA from Chara braunii, 559 nucleotides. The record is from the annotation of a GenBank genome assembly. NCBI's taxonomy places the organism in Eukaryota, Viridiplantae, Streptophyta, Charophyceae, Charales, Characeae.
UGGCCAGCGCGACGGUGGAGAGCGGUGGCGCACCGGUGGAGAGCGAUGACGCAGCGAUGGAACGCGUUACAAUGCAGCGAUCGCAAUAGCGAUGGCAGCGAUGGAACAACAAUAGCGAUUGCGCAGCGAUGGCGCACCGGUGGAGAGCUAUGGCGCAGCAAUGGAACAGCGAUAGCGAUGGCGCAGCGAUGGAACAACGAUAGCAAAGGCAGCGUUAGCGAUAGCGAUGGCAGCAAUAGCGAUGGCGCACCGAUUGAGAGAUGGCGCAACGAUGGAACCAACGUUGCGAUGGCAGCUAUGGUACCAGCGUUACGAUGGCGCAGCGAUGGCCAGCGCUGCGAUGAGAGCGAUGGCGAUUGUCAGCGCUGCGAUGGUCAGGAGAGCACGACGGCUGCGAUGGGGGAUAUAGCUUUGCGUCGCGAUGGCGAUGAGCUAAGUGCAUCGAUGGCGAUGGUGCAUGGCGAGCGUUGGCGAUGUCGAUGACCUAAGCGCAUCGAUAACGAUGGUGCAUGGCUAAGCGCAUCGAUAUCGAAUGCCGUUGACAUUUGCAAAAUGUCCG